Cyclopterus lumpus (lumpfish) is the source of this 3083-nucleotide messenger RNA. It is a transcript of the gene mipol1, whose product is annotated as mirror-image polydactyly 1. The transcript has 11 exons. The record is from RefSeq and is a predicted model, not a curated record. Bases 187 to 1647 code for a protein of 486 amino acids. NCBI's taxonomy places the organism in Eukaryota, Metazoa, Chordata, Actinopteri, Perciformes, Cyclopteridae.
AAAAAGAAGUAGAAGAAGAAGAAGAAUCAGGAAGUAAAAGAAGAGCAGUAGUGAUCCGAAGUUCUUCAAACUUUCCCAGAAAGAUUUACUAAACAUCCGGAAACAACAGGGCUUCCCACCGGAACAGAGACGGAACUGUUGGGCGGAAACCGUUUGGCCAGUCCAGAGGAGACGAGUCUAACAUGGAUGCCAAGCAAGGAGCUCAGGGACUCUCUGGUGGACAUGUACAGAGGUAAAGAACUGCUACUACACAUGUACAGAGAUAAUCCCAAAGUGAACGAGGAGCUGCGGCAGCGUCUGCCCUCACCUGCAACACAACAACUCAGCAGCCCUGACAGAUCUGGGUCCCACCUGAGCCUGGACCAGACUGACCCUCCUCGGGGCCCUCAGCACCUUCCAGAGCUUCCGUCUUCCUGCUCUCCCUCCCCUCUGUCCCACAGGAGCUCUGUCUCUCCUGUGUCACGCCUCUUGCACUGGAGGUCUGUCUCUCCUCUUUCUCCUUUGUCCUCCAGACCUCCAGGAGGUGCAAGGCCCAUGGAGCUGGACCUUUCCCCCAGCCGAGGCCCUUCUCCACAAGCAGAGAGCUGCGGAGACAGCCCUGAUAGAGGAGGAGCAUCCAGAAGUACUGGUAGUCCCGCUCUCACAAGACACCUGGUCAGCCCCGACGACAGCUCUCAUCGUGAAGUCAUGUUUGGUCCAAUCACAGCGUCCGAUCGACUUCAGAUUUUUGAUCGAGACAAAAACAUGUCGUUUUUACUGAAAGAGCUCGACAAUCUGAGAGGGAUGAAUCAAAAGCUGCAGGAGGAGCUGGUCCAGAAGGAGAAAGAGCUGCAGAGGAGGGAGGUGGAGGAGGAGCUUAGGGAGGAGCAGAGGGAGGCCCGAGGCUGGGAGAGACCUGCAGCCGUGUUGGAGGAGAUGUUAGCUGCUCAGAAGGACAGAGAUCAGGCUCUGAUGUCACGCCUCCUGCUGGCCAAUGAGGAACGAGAUGAGGCUCUUCUUCGUGCACGUCAAGUGCAGCAGGCCGCUGAGGUGGAGCAUAUCCCCCUGGAGGACCCUGACGUGGACGUGGACGAGCUCCUUCGCUGUGUUUGUGAUGCCGACUCUGUCCAGGAAGUUGAGCGGUUCGGUUCAGUUCUGGUUCAGCAUUUACAGUUGGCAAAGCAACGGAGAAAUGACAUCACCGCUCAGGAGAUGAAGGCUGUGAUGGAUGAGAGAGACUGCUCCGUCGCCAAGUUCGCCUACAGAGCCAACGGGUCUGUAGACGACGCAGUCAACAUGACCCUUCACUUCAUCCUCCAGCAUCUGGACUCCCCAAGAACCUACGCCAGGAUCCUGUUCGUGGACUUCAGCUCUGCUUUCAAGACCAUCAUCCCGUCUCUGCAUGACAAGCUCUCUCAGCUCCACGUGCCCGACUCCACCUGCAAGUGGAUCACAGACUUCCUGUCUGACAGGAAGCAGCAUGUGAAGCUGGGAAAACAUGUUUCAGCCUCUCGGUCCAUCAGCACCAGUUCCUCCCAAGGCUGCGUUCUUUCCCCUCUGCUCUUCUCCCUGUACACCAACAGCUGCACCUCCAGUCACCUGUCCGUCAAGCUCCUGAGGUUUGCGGAUGACACCACCCCCCUCGGUGGGAGACUAACCAUCUGGUGACUUGGUACGGUCUGAACAACUUAGAGCUCAACGCUCUCAAGACAGUGGAGAGGGUUGUGGACUUCAGGAAGAAUGCAGCCCCACCCGCCCCCAUCACCCUGUGUGACUCCCCCGUCAACGCUGUGGAGUCUUUCCACUUCCCGUGCUCCAUCAUAAUGCAGGACCUCCAAUGGGAGCUGAACAUCAGCUCCAUCACAAAGAAGGCUCAGCAGAGGAUGUUCUUCCUGAGGCAGCUGAAGAAAUUAAAGCUUCCAAAGACCACAAUGGUGCACUUCCACACCUCCAUCACUGAGUCCAUCCUCUGGCCCGCCAUCAUUGAGUCCAUCCUCUGCUCGUCGAUAAUUGAGUCCAUCCUCUGCUCCUCUAUCACUAUCUGGUACGUUGCAGCCACUAUCAAGGACAAGGGCAGACUGCAGUGUAUCAUCCACUCUGCAGAGAGGGUGAUUGGCUGCAAUCUGUCGUCCCUUCAAUGCUUGUUUCCUUUCGUGAACCCUGAAGAGCAAGAAAGAUUGUAGCCAACCGCUCUCACCCUGGACACAAACAGUGUAUACAUAUAUGCUCCACAUAUCUGGAACAAAGUCCCUGAAAGCUGCAGGUCUGCUGAAACCCUCAACUCCUUUAAGUCCAGAUUGAAGACUUUUCUUUUUGCUGUUGCCUUUAAUUGAACAGAUUCAAGGAUAUCAAUCAAUUUAUGCAUCUCAUUACUGCAUUUUACCUUUGACUCUCGGCCGCUCUUUGACUCUCUGACGUCUUGUUUUGAUGUCUUCCAGUCCGGCUUUCGUCAGCACCACAGUACUCAAACGGCUCUUGUUAAGGUUUUCAACGACAUCCACUGAAACACAGACAGUGGAAGAACUUCAGUCUUAGUAUCACUAGAUCUCAGUGUGUAUAUGUGUGUAUAUAUGUCUUAGUAUUACUAGAUCUCAGUGCUGCAUUCAACAGGGUUGACCAUGAUAUACUACUAGAUAGACUAAAGUCUGGGUAGGACUCUCUGGCACAGCACUUAACUGGUUUGAAUCUUACUUGAAGGACCGACAAUACUUUGUGUUUGUAGCUAAUUACACAUCAGAGCUGACUAGGAUGACAUGUGGUGUUCCCCAAGGUUCAAUACUAGGGCCUCUUCUGUUCAAAAUCUACAAAGUGUGUUAUCAUAAUUAUGCAGACGACACAUACCUAUACCACAUAUACCUAUACCUAUACCACCAGGCGAAUAUAAUGCCGUACAAGGGCUGGGUAAAAUAACUAUAUCACCAGGGGACUAUAACCCUAAACCAGGGCUGGGUAAAUGCAUUUAAGAAAUCAACAACUGAUUAUGUUGUUGAUCACAUCAGUCUAGUUCUGAGGUCUUUGCACUGGCUUCCUGUCCAACAAAGAACUGGUUUAUGAAGCACUGAAUGGUUUAGGGCCUAAAUACAUGUGUAAUCUGCUGCUACCUU